GCAGCUGUAAAUAUAUAUGAAGCAUGUUAUGUACGUGGCCAGUUUGAAAGUCUUGUUGGAGAUAGGAGGAGACUUUCCUGACAAUGUUGACUAAGGCUACAGUUCUCUUGGCAAUCAUUACCCUAGUCGUGGGUGUUGCUGUCGACACCGACUACUUCAAGUGUCACCGGGACCUCUGUCGUCGUGGAGAACAGUACUGUGUGGAGGAGAGACAAAGAUGUUACCACUGCGCUGACGUAGCUCACCUGUGUAAUACAUCCGAGAUCUCGCGAGAAUGCGACAGUUAUUGCAACCGAGUUACACUGGAAGAAAUGACAAAGAAGAAAGACAAGACGUUUUCCGAAAUGACAGACGUAAAAACAAAACUACACAGUGAACAAAAUACAACAACAAAGAUGAAGAUGACGAUCACAAAGUUGAACACGAUGCUGUCCCAGUUGAAUGAAUCACGGAAUGCCUUGUUGGUUGACAAUAGGGAAUAUAAAAGACGCCAAACUGAGCUCGAAGAUGUUGUCAAGCAGAAUGAGCGGUUGAGUGUCAUCCUAAUCGGCGUGUGUACAGCGUCUGGUGUGUUGGGGGUUGUGGUGAUCAUCCUCACUGGGAUCCUUUGCUCCAGAUGGUGCAGGAAACAAGAUAAAGUCAAAUCUCCGCCGCAACAUGGAACUGAGUGCCACAGUGUCACAGCGCCAGAGAAGGAGAAACUGAUCUUAUACCAACUGCCCGGUCAACUUCCUGCCCUGCUAGAAGGUGCAGGAGACUAUGUGACGAUAGACACGAAGUCUCACACAGUCGAUGCUGAAGGUGCCAUCAUCUCCCGUGCAUCAAGACCAAAGAUGCAGCCUUCCUGCAUCGGCGACAUGAACUGCAACAACGGCAGUGCACCACCGGCAUAUGAGACAUAUCUGGACAGUGGACAUGCUUGUUGAGAUGCUUCUGUCGAGAAGGAGAUGAGAAUACGGACCUACUGUCCGCAAACACCGUUUCACUAUAGGCAGAGAUCAUGCAUGAGAUUUGGCUUCUUGGAACACUCCUGAAUCACAGAUACUUUGGGGCCGAUUAUUUCAUAUUUUAGGAGGAAGCAAGGUUUUUUUUGUAAGGGGACAAACAUGUUGUCGGUCACUACAUCAUGAACUACUAUUUUGACAACACUAUUUAUGGGUCAUCCAUUGUAUAUAACAAACACUGAUUUCUUUUUUAUAACCUGUGUGUUGUUCUCCAGUAUUUUGUGAAUCACAUCCUGAAAAUCCAAGAAAGCCUCCUCCACACAAACACCUCCAAAAAUAGCAAAUAGCUCAAGCUGACCAUUAAGAUUAAGACGAUGUUGUAUUUAAACAUGCGUCGUUUACUGUAAUAGCAUGUGUUGUACCUUAGCCACGAACAUAUCUUAUCAUCAGUUUGAUAGUAAUUCAGAAAACAUCGCCGCGAAUAGCUGCAAAAUUGCUGAUGCGGCGUUAAGCAAUAUUCACUCACUCACUCAUUCACAAACACAUGCUUAUGAUAUGGUGGGUAUCGCACAAUUGACUCUUAGGUGUGUUAUCUCUGGCGUUGACGUUGUGGUUAUAGAAAAGGCUUUUUCGCUUUUAUUUGUAUAAUAAGUUAUGGUUUUCAAAUACAGCAGUGAUAAUGAUUAAGAAUAACACAAGUAACUGGACAUUUGUUACAAAUAAAUAGUAAGUGUGUUAUUUGUAAAGAAUGGCCAGUUACGUGUGCGUUAUCUGACUUAAAUUACAGCACCAAAGUAUCAGAAUUAUGCAAAAUCAGAUUUAAAAUACAGUGGACUACGUUUAUAACGAACACUCUUAUAACGAACUGACGGAUAUAACGAUGUUAUUUUUUGGUACCGAACAUUUGCUGUUUAUACAUGUAUAUAUGCUUAUAACGAACCUCGUUUACAUCAAACUAAAAUCAGUGGUCCCUUGGAUCAUGAGUUCGUUAUAACCGUAGUUUACUGUACAGCCUAGAAGUUAAGAUAAAUAAAUAAAUAAAAGUAAAUACAGUGUAAAUACAUAUAUGCUGCACCGAAAUUACAUGCAGAAAAUUCGUAAUACACGUGCAUUACACUCUUUAACCUGAAGGGGGCACGGGUGGCCCAGUCGUCUGAGGCGCCGCGAUUCGCUGUGCUGAGUUGCGUCCCUUGGGCACGCCAGAAACCUAUGAUUGUGGGUUCGAAUCCCGGUUCGCCCCGAUUAUGUUUCUAGGUUUGUCAGCACCGUACCCGUUCUCGUGGGUUUCACCGAAGUGGUAAACGUCUGAGACCUGCAUCACUUCGGGCUUUCCUCCCACAUUAAGCUGACACGCCGUGAUAUAACUGGAAUACUGUUAAAAGCGGCGUUAAACCCAACUCACUCACUCACUUAAACCUCAAUGUCCGUAAACAUUUGAACUAGACCUAUAUUUUACUGCACGUUUAUUUUGUGCAAUUUGAUAAUUGAAGCCACUAUAUUCGUAAUGCGCGUGCUUUGAAUUAAUACACGGGCUUAAAAUGUGCAUUGUAGAAAGUAGGUCAGUGAAGUGUCAGCUCGUUACACAUGAAAAAUAGUGCAGCGUCAUAGUUAUAUUAUAAUACAAGUCCAUUCAACGGAAGGUGUUGGAGAAGAGAACACAAAUGGAUCAUAUUAUGUCAACCAUCAGAACAUUAUCAUAGCGUCACCUCAAGUUAAGCCGGAUCCAGUAUUUUCAAUUGCUCGUUCAAGGUUUCAGUUCAGAGGUUGAAAUUAAUGCCUUACGAGAACUUGACACUUUGUCAUUGGGAUAAUCAGUUUAUUGACAUAUUGGUCUUCACGUAAGAAGAAACUGGACCAGUAUGGUUGUAUUCGGGAGGUGAGAUCUAAACUUGUUCAGCUUGUGGUUUUGCCCAAAGGAUGCUGCGCUUGGAACGAGGUCUGACGUAUCGUUGAUUCGGGAUCCACAGCAACCUCACGUCAUUAACCCUACUUUGAAUGGCAACAGCACUAUUGUCGUGGUAAUGGGACUUUUGUCACGAAAGAAAUGUAGAACUUAAAGUUUAAAGUGUCAUAUUUUAAUUUGUUAGCAUAAUAUGAUGAUUAAUGAAUGACAUACCACCCAGUGUGUAAAGGUAAACAUAUUAAGUGCCGUUGUGCGCGGUUUAAAUAAGCGGUAAGGCAGCUAGUCGUCAGCACGCGACACAUGGAACACUCCAUUAUUUUCCUGAAAAAGAGAGAAGUGAUUAUCGUUUAGUAAGCAUAACAUUCUUACUUUAUAUUCCAGGGCCUCUUACCACUAAGCGAUCGUAACUCUAAGACAGUCGUAAGUCUAUGUUAAAGUAUGAUAGUUACGAUCGUCUUAGCGCUACGAUUGCUUUGUUAAACGGAUCCCAGACCUUGGCAGGUUAUUAGGCGGAAAUAAUCUCAGAGGUGACGGAUCUUAUUAAUUUGUUUCUCCCUUUUCAUUUUAUAUUUUGUUGUUGAUAUUAAAAUGUCAAUGUUGUACGUCAGUGGUGUUUAUGCUUCUUGUUAAAUGAUUUAUUCCUUAAAGAUGAGACAUUGUACUCCUGUCUUACGAAGUGUAAAAACCUCGCCAGCUCGACAUUCUGAACUCAACAUAUCACUAAAGCUAUGAAGUUAUGACCCUAGCAAAAUCAGUAUAUCUCUUUUGUAAUAUGUAUAUCGUGUCGCCACAACGGUAUUACGCUUGUCUCGAACAACGGAUAAUUCGAUAUAUCGACUAAGAAUACAUAAUGAAUUAUAUAUCAGUAUGAUAAUGGUAGCUUGCAAAGCGACAUUUUUGCCUAAUAGUUGUGUCGAACUUCGGAUAUCUCGAUGUAUUUCCGAUGGGCACAGGACUUCGAGUUAACGAGGUUUUGCGGGUUUCUCUUUUAUAAUAUGUAUGUGUUUAUAUAAGUUGAUAUGUGGUAGCUGGAGCACUAAGUGAUGUUGGUUUAAGAAGUGUAUCUUUUUCCAUAUUGGUGAAACUCACGAGGACGUGUGUGGUGUUGACAAACCUUGAAAAUAUAUUCAGGGCAAAAACGUAUUCAAACCCACAACAAUAGGCGUCUGUCACGCACAAGGGCAGCAAGGCAUUUAUAUUUCUCUCUUAUUCUUAAUUAUCAAGAAAUAAAUGUUGUCAUAUAUGUACAUAUCUAAA
Messenger RNA from Haliotis rufescens (red abalone), 4104 nucleotides. RefSeq lists its product as uncharacterized. NCBI's taxonomy places the organism in Eukaryota, Metazoa, Mollusca, Gastropoda, Lepetellida, Haliotidae. The transcript has 5 exons. The coding region runs from base 84 to 926 and encodes 280 amino acids. The record is from RefSeq and is a predicted model, not a curated record.